Messenger RNA from Penicillium subrubescens, 1233 nucleotides. RefSeq names its product FAD/NAD(P)-binding domain-containing protein. The transcript has a single exon. Gene Ontology annotation, molecular function: FAD binding. Lineage: Eukaryota; Fungi; Ascomycota; Eurotiomycetes; Eurotiales; Aspergillaceae. The coding region runs from base 1 to 1233 and encodes 410 amino acids. The record is from RefSeq and is a predicted model, not a curated record.
AUGGAUCCCCUGAAAGUCCUCGUCUGCGGUGGUGGCUGUGCAGGGCCUGCACUGGCUUACUGGCUCGCCCGUAGUGGUCACCAAGUCACAGUUAUAGAACGCUUUCCGGUUCUUAGGGUUGCCGGCUCACAAAUUGACCUGCGUGGAGCAGGUAUCGAAGCCGCCAACCGCAUGGGGCUACUCGAUACCAUCCGCGGCAAACUAGUGGACGAGGCCGGCUCGGUCUUGGUGGACUCCCAAGGCAAUGCCAAAGGAAAGAUCAUGGCCAACAAUUCGGGCAAGGGCGCGCAGUCCUUCACCUCCGAAUACGAAAUUAUGCGCGGGGACCUUGUGUGUAUCCUCUAUGAAGCAACAAAAGAUAAUGUGGAGUACAUCUUCGACAAAUCCGUCGAGCUCUUUGAGCAAGAUGACAACCAAGUCACUGUUACCUUCUCAGAUGGCUCAUCGGACACAUUCGAUCUUCUCGUCGGCGCAGAUGGUCAAGGAUCACGCAUUCGGAAAGCAAUACUGCCACCUGGUACUCCGGAUCCUUACUUCAGGUUUGGGUACCACGUCGCCUACUGGUUCGUCCCGCGUAGUGAGGGGGACGAUAAUAUGAUGAACGUUUACCACUGUCCCGGAGGCCGGAUGAUUAUACGCCGGAGUCACAGCGCGGCGGAAUCCCAAGUUAUGUGUUUCCUCCGAGAUAGCUCACCGAAAUUAUGCAGUAUCCCCAAAGCAUCUAUGGAUAAGCAAAAGGAAUUUUGGACCCAGCAAUUCCGGGAUGCGGGGUGGCAAGCCGAGCGGUUCUUGGAAGGUAUGAAAACAACAGAUAAAUGGUACUGCCAAGAAGUGGUGCAGGUGCGCACCGAGACAUGGUCCAAAGGCCGCGUUGUCCUUCUUGGUGAUGCUGCAUACUGCCCAUCGCCUUUCAGCGGUAUGGGCACCUCCGCUGCUCUUGUUGGCGCCUACAUCUUGGCUGGGGAGAUUAGUCAGCACGGCGACGAUUUUCCCCAAGCCUUUGCAAAUUAUGACAAGAACUUACGACCUUUUGUGAAGGAGGUUCAACAAGUCAAUCUCUUCCUGCUGAAGCUGGGCAUGCCGGAUACAUGGUGGGGAAUCGCGAUUCUCCACUUCAUCUUCCAAACCAUUUGUUUUUUUAAAAUUCCAAAGUUGCUCUCAAGGUUUAUGAAGGAGAAAGACGGGGAUUGGCAGUUACCCGAUUAUCCAGAGCUCAAGGCAGCAGAUAAAUAG